Molecule: messenger RNA, 2736 nt
Organism: Oldenlandia corymbosa var. corymbosa
Lineage: Eukaryota; Viridiplantae; Streptophyta; Magnoliopsida; Gentianales; Rubiaceae
Source: the annotation of a GenBank genome assembly
AUGGCACUGGUGAUAUUCCCAGUGGUAACCGAGAACUUGCCGCCAACGACACCGGCCGGCAAUAUUCCGGCAGCCGUGACGGUGGGGCAAAAGCCGUCGGGUUUGUCAUCAGAGUUCACAACUCCGGCAGUCAGCUUUAACACUGAAGGUCCAAGAGCACACUCUUUUGGCUCUGGUCACCAUCGAUAUGGAGGGGAGAGGAUUACAUUCGUCCUGAUGACGAAGUCUCUGAAAUUCCGGAAUACGGUAAGUGAAGGCUCUGGCCUUGUUACUGUCAAAAUUCAUCACAGUGGGGGUUUCAUGACAAACAAGACUGGAAAACUUGUUUGCUUUCAAGUGGAGGUGGACUACUUUGAUGAAGUUAAGUCUGAGGACCUUAAGCUUGAAGAGGUUAACUCAUUUAUAGAUCAUAUUGGAUUCUGCAGGCCUCCCAAGCUAUUCUAUGUAGACCCUAAUGUUGCAGAAUUUGAUGGCUUUAGAAGGUUAAAUUCAGAUCAAGAUUUGAAAUCACUGAUGGAAAUCACAUCUGCAGAGAAGGGUAAGGCUGUUGUUAUCUACAGGAUAGGUGUCAAUGAAUAUGAUCCAUUACCAGGACCAAAACCCAAACGUCCAGCAUAUUUAGAUGAAGGUGAAGAGAGUGAUGCAUAUGAUGAAGAUUAUGAUCCAGAGAGUUAUUAUAGCUUGUCUGAUUCUGAUGAUGAAAGCAGUUGCAAAUAUGCCAAUGAGUCCAUGCGUACUUCCUGCUGGGCAAGUUUGAGGAAGCCAUCUGAGUUUGUACCUUCUACACAUGUACCUGAGACUGGAGAUUCAGAAUCUGACCAGGCUUCUUGUGAUGAAUUGCAUGAAGUAAAAGGUUCUGAUGAUGAGGAGGACCAAGUAGAAGUUAAAACGUAUAGAGAGUUUAACCCUAAGAAGGAGAUGCAUAACCCAACCUUCGAAGUCACAGUCUCAAAAGAGGAUCCAACAUUUGAGAUCAGAACUCUUAAUGAUAAACAUACUUGUGACAAGAUUUGGGAGAAGAAUAGGAACUGUAACUCCAACAUCGUUUCAGACUGGUAUCUUGCUGAUUUUGCACACGAUCCAAGAAUGAGUGUGGGAACUCUGCAAUUUAGAGUUCUCAAUGAGAAGAAGAUUACUAUUUCUAGAACACAAGCUUACAAGGCCAAGAUAAAGGCUCUCGAAAAGGGCUUGUUGCCAGCUGUUAAGUCUAAACUUCCAGCAGUUUCACACAGGCAUUGUGUGCAUCAUUUGUGGUCAAACUUCAAACAGGAGCACCCUGGACUUCUUCCGAAACAAAAACUUUUUGAAAUAGUGAAAUCAAGUUAUGUAGAUGAGCAUGAGGAGCUGAUGGCAGCUCUAAAAGAUCAUGAUGAAGUUGCUUGGAGAAAGUUUUGGAGAAAGCGUGAUGGUCCACAACUGCAACAACCAGAAUUCAAGCAUAAGAUUGGUAGACCCAAAGGUAGCAGGUUCGAGGAUAAAGAUGAACCUGUGAGAAGGAACAAGAGAGGAUCCAUUAAAGCAAGUCGAAAGAAGGGUAAAGGUGUUAACAAAUGCAGCAACUGUAACGUGACUGGCCAUAUAAGGAGACGCUGUCCGGAUCUACUUAAACAAUCAAAUCAGGGCCAAGGAACUAUUGCUGAUACCAAUCCACCCAUACCGAAGAGGAAAGGGAGACCCCCAAAGAAAAAUCCACACAAUCUGGUGGAUGAAGACAUAAGCCCACCUGUUGGGGAAGGAGAUACCAACAAUCCUCAGCCGGCACAACAAAAAAGGAGGGGUAGGCCACCAACAACACACUCAAAAUGUAAGCAAUGCAAGCAAAUGGGACAUACCAAGUCCAUAUGUCUAGAACUGGCAAGAAAGAGAUCGAAAGAAGCCGUUGGUGUUGAUAUUUUUGAGCAAAAUACAAGUGUGGUGCAAUGUGACCAUUGCCGCUUGCUUAACCACACAAUCGCAGAUUGUCCAGUUCGUGAUGCUGAAAACUGGCUUCAUGAUGAUGAGGUCUUGGAAGAGAUUUUCAAUACCUCUGGUGCACCAGAUAAUUAUAUACCUUGUGGAUAUUCAUCACUUGAUGAUGGAUACAUGCAUGAGGGAUGUCGUCGUUGCAGAAGCAAUACUCAUGAUGAUUACAACUGUCCCACUCUUGAUUUCAAAUGUGACAACUGUAAUUACUUUGGACAUCUCAGAAACAAUUGCCCUUUAUCAGAGGAGGAACUGGCUUCAACAUUUCGUCCAUCUAGUUCUGCUGACCCAGCUGCACCUUCCAUUGUUAAAAAUCAUGAUGUGGCAGAACCAAACAAUACAGAUGACAGUUUGUCAAGCAAUCAGCAGCAUCACCAAAAUAUGGACCAGUUGGAACAGGAUUCCAAUCAAACUCCAAGUGCUGAUGAAAGGUCCCCUGAGCCAGAAGCAACAAUAAGAAAUGUGACAUUGUCGGGCAAUCUUGAUGAUCAUGAAGCAGAUGUUGUAAUUCUCCCUACUGCCAUAACCUCACCGGCUGCCAACAAAGCCAUCAAAAACCGCAAAAAAUCAGCCCCUUCCACACCAAAGAGAAAAAGUGCAAGGCUAGCUGUUGUUAAGGUACGGUUUGAUGCCGAUGGUCAUGGCAGUAGUCCUGAAAAGGCAAUUCAGAUCUUAGGUGAGGAAGCUGUGGAAACAUCCGUCGGGAGGAAAAGGGCCAAAACCUUCCACGGUGCAAAUCCUAGCAAAAGUACUUUAUUCACUCAUUGCAUCUAA